AUGACUUCGGCGCUUCGCACCGUGCUGGCAAGCCACGACCUCUGGACGACGAUCGCCAUCUUCCAGGAUGGCGUCUACGAAGACCUAGGCGUCUUGCGCGCCUUCCUCACGCCAGACCCAAUGCGAACGAUCGAGCGCCUCUGGUACUGCCGACAAGAGCUGUUCAGCGACAGCCUUCUGCACGAGUUGGCACGCCAAGGGCACUCUGCGGCGCUCCAGUGGCUUCAUGUUCAGCGUCCAUCGCCUCCAUUCCCGACACAGCUCGUCGAUGACGUCGCCCGACGUGGCCAACUUGCAGCCCUUGCCUUCCUUAUCGGCACCUGCGGCGCCAAUGCCUCGCCCGACGCCAUCAACUCGGCAGUGCAUGCAGGACGAAGUGAUGUGCUAACCUACUUGCUACAAACGUGCCAGCCAAGCAAUGCCAACGCCAUGAUGUUUGCGAUCGCGCAUCGUCAUCUCGACUGCAUACGACUGCUCUGGUCGCGCCACCCGCUUCCGCCCUCGGCGCUGCUCGAGCUUGAUAUCGACGAUGACAUCUUGGCAUGUCUCGUAGAAGCUUCGUCCAAGGCCAGCAGCACGUACUAG
This is a messenger RNA of Saprolegnia diclina VS20, 585 nucleotides long. RefSeq lists its product as hypothetical. The record is from RefSeq and is a predicted model, not a curated record. The transcript has 2 exons. Gene Ontology annotation, molecular function: protein binding. Lineage: Eukaryota; Oomycota; Saprolegniomycetes; Saprolegniales; Saprolegniaceae. Bases 1 to 585 code for a protein of 194 amino acids.